ACUCAUGUGAGUCAGUGACUGAGUGUGCUCUCUAUAAAUCUAUAUAUAAACCACCAUGCCCACAUGCUUUGUCUACCCAUCUCAGAUUUCCUUUCAUCUAUUAAUUUUCUCUUCUCUUCUCUUCUCAUCAUGGUGCACAAGUGUUUUCUUUCUCUCAAUCUUCUGCUGCUCUUUCUGGGUUUCUCCUUUGUGUUCUCUUCUCUUGCAGUUCCUUCCACCAGAGGCCUCAAAUCAUUUGAGGAAAUCCCCUCAUCAGUUGAAGAUUCUCUGACUCAGGAUGCAGUGGGCUUGAAUCUUGGAGAGGAACAAGUUAUUGAUUUUGGAGAAGGAUAUAUUAAUGGAAGGAUGGAUUUAGAAAGCACAGACUAUCCAGGAACUGGAGCAAACAAUCACCAUGACCCAAAAACCCCUGGAACAGCUUAAUUUCAGAAAAAUUGACAAAAAGAAGAAAAAAUUGAAGAAGGAAGAAAAUGUGAAUGGGUUUGGGUUUGGGUUUGGGUUUGCUUUUGAUUCAUUAUCUUAAUUAAUUAUGAAGGGGAGACUUGUUUGUCUCCGUCUAUUUGGAGUGUAGUAAUUAAUUAAUUAAUUAAUUAAUUAAUUAAUAAUCUAACUUUUAAUUAAGAUUAGAGUAAGGAGAGGGAAGGUUCCAUUUUGUACAAGGAAUUAAUUAUAUGGGUCUGAAAUGUGGUGGGUUUUUAAUUUAAGUAUUAACUGAGGAUGCAAAUUGUAAUUUGUACUUUGUAUCUAUAGAGUUGUGAUGAUUAUGAUUUCUGUUU
Molecule: messenger RNA, 776 nt
Organism: Manihot esculenta (cassava)
Lineage: Eukaryota; Viridiplantae; Streptophyta; Magnoliopsida; Malpighiales; Euphorbiaceae
Exons: 3
Coding region: 64-423 (119 amino acids)
Source: RefSeq, a predicted model, not a curated record